Sparassis crispa is the source of this 423-nucleotide messenger RNA. RefSeq names its product Hit family protein. The transcript has 5 exons. The coding region runs from base 1 to 423 and encodes 140 amino acids. The record is from RefSeq and is a predicted model, not a curated record. Gene Ontology annotation, biological process: nucleotide metabolic process. Gene Ontology annotation, molecular function: catalytic activity. Lineage: Eukaryota; Fungi; Basidiomycota; Agaricomycetes; Polyporales; Sparassidaceae.
AUGGCCGUCAAGUCUGUCGCUAACUGCAUAUUCUGCAAGAUCAUAAAGGGAGACAUCCCCAGUUUCAAGUUCAUUGAAACCGAGACCACGUUCUCCUUCCUUGACGUAGGCCCUUUGUCCAAAGGUCAUGCAUUGGUCAUUCCCAAGUACCAUGCAGCGAAGAUGCACGAGCUACCAGAUGAAUACCUCGCGGAUACACUUUUUACAGCUAAGAAGAUCGCUGCAGCAAUUGGUGCGGAGAACUACAACGUCCUUCAGAACAAUGGCCGCAUUGCCCACCAGGAAGUAGAUCAUGUCCACUUCCAUAUCAUCCCCAAACCAUCUGCUUCGGACGAUGAGGGGCUGGUUAUCGGAUGGCCAAGCAAGAAGGCGGAUAUGGAGGAACUCAAGAAGCUGCACGAAGAACUUAGGAACAAGCUUUGA